Telopea speciosissima is the source of this 2832-nucleotide messenger RNA. RefSeq lists its product as uncharacterized. The transcript has 3 exons. The record is from RefSeq and is a predicted model, not a curated record. Bases 90 to 2633 code for a protein of 847 amino acids. Lineage: Eukaryota; Viridiplantae; Streptophyta; Magnoliopsida; Proteales; Proteaceae.
AGAGGGAAGGUGGAAGAUGACAGAAUUUCUUGAAUUUUUUUGUUUUCUAUAAUUCAAUUUAAUCAUCCCCAGUGUUUCCUUAUUCAGAGAUGGGAAGGGGAGGAAAAUUAAUUCCAAGGCGCAGUGGAAAGAGAAGGUCUCGUUCUAAAGAAGAGGGUUCGGAUGAUUCUGAUGAGGAUUACAUCUUGGGACAAGAUGAAGGAAAAGAUACAUCUGAGAGCUCCGACUAUGUUUCCUCCUUUGCUGAAGAAGAUUCGGAAGAAGCUUUUGAUUUUGAGACGGUGAGUGGCGGCAGUCAAGAAGAUGAGGAAGAGAAAAUGGUUCUUGGAUUGAAAUCCCGAUCGGUUCUUCGAGAUCAGAGGAAACCGAGUUUUAAACGUUCACAGAAAAGAACAAGAAUUUCUGACGAUGAUGAAGUUGACUACGGAUACGAUGACGAGGAAUUCUUGCCUGAUGGGAUCGAUCUUGUAGAUGGAAGGGGGAGGAGGGCUGUUAGAUUGAAUCCAGACAAGAGUUCUUCGGAUUGUAUUAAACGUUCGAGGAAGAGAACCAGGGCAUCCGUCGAUUACGAUGAUAACGAAGAUGACGAGAACGAUGACGACGACGAUGAGGAGUUCACUCUGGACGGGAUUGAUAUUGUUGAUGAUGAUGAGGAUUUUCAGGUCAGGGAAAAGAUUAACUCCAGAAAACGUGUUGUACGGAAAAGGGUGUCUCUGAAAGGCCAGAAGAGGAAAAGGAAAUCUAAGGCUGCAAAUAAGCCAUUGAGAAAGAAGGGGAGGAGAACCAAGAGGAAGUCGUCAGUUUCGUGGAGGCAAGUUAAUAACUCUGAUGAUGACUUUAUAGCUAACAAUAGGACGGUAAAGGAAAAGACUAAGAAGAAAUCAAGGAGACGAAAGAAGAGAUCGGCCGUUUCGUAUUCAGAUUCGGACGUUGUAUCUUCUGGAUCUUCGGAUUAUGAGUACACCAUCUCUGAGGAAGAGAGGGAGGUAUUGAGAGAAGCCAGCAUAUUUUGUGGGAAUUUGACAAUUUGCUUGAGGAGUUCGUCUUUGUCGGAGCAAUUUCAUGUUGAUGAAACUUCAAACCAUCAGCAAAAGAAAAUAAUUCCUGGACGAAAGGGGAAAGUGAAGGUAGAAGAAUUACGGAUUGAUGUAGGGAAGCAAGUCUGCGGGAUCUGCUUGUCUGAAGAAGGAAAGGGGACAAUCCGGGGAACAUUAAACUGUUGCAAUCAUUACUUUUGUUUCGCUUGCAUAUUAGAGUGGUCAAAGGUGGAAUCUCGUUGCCCACUGUGUAAACAGAGAUUUUCCACCAUUAGUAAACCUGCAAAUUCCAUCUUGGGAAUUGAUCUAAGGAGUGUGAUCGUACGGGUCGCGAAACGGGAUCAGGUCUAUCGGCCAACUGAAGAGGAAAUAAGAGGUUAUUUUGAUCCAUAUGAAAAUGUUGUUUGCAUGGAAUGUCAGCAAGCUGGAGAUGAUAAUCUUAUGUUACUUUGUGAUAUCUGUGAUUCCCCUGCACAUACUUAUUGUGUUGGUCUAGGACGGGAAGUACCUGAAGGUAAUUGGUACUGUGAAGGUUGCAGGGCAGCUGAUCCUGGAUCUUCAAAUUCACUAGUACAAGAUCCUGUGUUCAAUCAGAUGACUGUAACUAGCAACUUAUCUGCUGGACUCUCUACUGGGGAAGUCCAUGUAGAAAGUUCUAAUGAGACUUGCCAAAAUUCAGUGUCUGUACAAGGUCCUUCUGUUUCCCCAGGAAUUGGGGUUGUCCCAUCUCCUAGACAUGCUUUAGGAGGAGAUUUUCAGGCUACAUCCCCAGUGACUGGAGCAGGGGCAUCAACUCUGUGGGGAAGACGACGAAUACGUCAUCGGAUACACAGCCUUCUUUCCAGCAAUAGGAUGAAUGAAGGAGCUGAAAUGGCCAGCAGAAAUGAUGGGGCUUUACGAAGUGUAUUUGGCAACUCUGAACUUGAGCUAGGUGGUGAAACUGAUCAAACAACACACCAAAAUGCACUAAUAUCAGAAAGUGCACGGUCCCGUUUUGCAGUUGGUGGGUGUAUGGAAGAGGACAGUAAUCGUUGUCCAGUGCAAGAGGAGGAUGCCUUUGAUGCAAGUUUUAGGCAUUUGAGUAGACAUAUCAAUGAAGGCCCUAACACUGCCACUUUAAGUGGUUCUGCUGGUGGAACAUUAUGUGCUGAGGAUGCUGAAAUCAGUGCAGCAUCAGGUCUUUGGCAACUUCACCAGUGCACUGAUGCUAGUAUUUCUCAUAACACAUAUCGUGAUGAGGCUCAUUUUCAUAUGGCAAAAGCUGCGGAGGAACAAAAAGGGGCAAAACAACAAUUACAACCGAUUGUGAGACACCAUUUAAAACGGUUAUCUCAACACACACAAAUUGAUCGUGGAACUUUCAAGGACAUUGCAAGGCAUUCUACCCACACCAUUUUAGCUGCUUGUGGUCUUGAUCACGAUAGGAGCAUGGCUAUCCUGGUUCAGCCACCAUCGAUAUGCCCCCAUGUUGAGAGACAAAGUGAGCCAAUCAAUCAGAUGGAGAAUUGUUGCUCGUCUUGCUUCAACUCCUUUGUUGGUGAUGUGGUAAGGAGGGUUUUGAACUCAAGGCUGCAGUCUUUAGCGUUCAACAGAUGAUCUGUGGCAAAGAGUACUUCUCUCUGGUUUGUUCUGUUUUUCUGCCCGGGACUGCAUUCUUUUAUUGUUCAUUAUUAAUUUUUUUCCCAUAUUGGGGCAUAAAGGUAGAGAUGAGCCAAGGAAUCUGAACACAGGCAUUUGGUUGGGAGAUUUGAUCAGCUUAAAUUGUAUUCAACUAACUCAAAUUUAUUUUUUUUUU